AUGCUCAGAAAACCAAGUGAACAUAAACUCCUCGCUGCGAUGGCGCUUUCGGUCGCCUGCAGAGUUGGCGCCGACAUGCAGUUGAUACAGGUUGUCAUGCAGCCUUUCGCGAGCUGCCGCACCGUGGUCGCGGGCGACCCGUGCUACGAGAAAGUGACGUGGGCGAUGCAGAAGGGGGUUGCAAAACACCCGGAUUGGUAUCUCCCGUUGACACCAAAUUCGAGUUUUGAGGAUUUCCAGCGGCAUUUGCACAGCACGGCAAGGUUGUCCGACGUGUGCCCUGAGCCUUGCCCAGCAGGCAUGGGAGCAGACGGUUGCCACACAUCCGUCCAGGGCGACGCGUGCUACGAGAAAGUGUUGUGGGCGAUGAAAACAGGCGUCGAGAAGCACCCUGACUGGUAUCGGAACUUGAGCAAGGACUCUAGUUUUGAGGACUUCCAGCUGCACUUGCACAGCUCAGCCAGGCUGUCCUCUGUCUGCCCCAAGCCAUGCUCCGCACCAGAGGCGGCAACGUCACGGACUUCAGCAGAGACCGACGGCUUCACGGAUUUCAACGGCCGCCCGGCGGAGACGCCGGAGCCGACGAUGGAGCCGGGGGUUCCAUGUCUUUGCAAUAGCACUGACCCGUGCCCCGCGUUCGCAUACUUUGACUUCGACGGUAGCGGCUGUCUUUCGGAUGCAGAGGCCGCCCUGGUGGACGAAAUGGUUGCGCCUUAUGAUCAGUAUGACCUCGACGGAGACGGCUGCAUCAACGAGACGGAGGCAAUUUGCGGUAAUCCGAGCACUGUUGACAGUUGUGAUUGUGGACAGUAUAUGGCGCCUGGCACGACCGUUUGCCAAUCAUGCAGCGGGGAAACAAGGCGUCGUCGCACGUCUGAGUGCGACGGAUGCGCCACUGGCAAAUUCGCCGUUGCUGGUUGCGAUGAAUGUAUGGAGGAUGAUGCCAUGUACCUCACCGCGGGUGCAAAUGUGAGCGACACCAGGAUCUAUGUCAACAAGGACACAGAUUUGGGCGGAUUCGCCUUGACCUUUGGGGAUUCAAUUACGAUUUCUAAGUGCUGCUGUGAAAGUGCAAGCGACCACGGCACGUUUGUCAUCACAGGCGCCGCGCCCACCACCCCGGCCCUGUCCUUCGACAUUCCAGCAUUAACUAUGGAUUUCAGCCAGUUCGACCGUGUUACCAAGACCUGCUCUUCGACCGAUGGAGUUGGCUAUCCAAGCUCUUUCCCGUGCGGGUGUGGCUCCGAAGUUUGCGGCGAGUCGACGAAGUGCGACAUCAGUGGCAAUGGUGGGUGCGGAGCCUGCAUCCCCACCGUCUUGCCGACACCAGCCCCCACAGUGUCUGCCAGGGGCGACCCGCACCUGGUCAACCUGGCCGGGGAGCACUUUGACGUCAACCAUGGGGGCGAGUUCACUCUGCUGAGGAUCCCGCAAGCCACCACAAAGCCCGUGGAGAUGGAGCUAAAGGCCUCCAUCCUCCCUGAGCACGGGAAGCCGUGCACUACGUACAUCACGGAGGUUGAGGCCUCAGGUGCUUGGCUCGGCGGCAAGGUCGUGCAGGUGCGUUCCUACCUCAGGUCGCACGCCACGAAUGAGACCGACAAGUUUCUGGGCCUCCGGGUGCUGAGUGAGGGCGCGCCGGCCGAGGCCACGUGGGAGAGGCUCACGCAGUGGACCGAACAGCCCUACGUCCUCUCAGAGCCUCAGGGAGCGAAGGGCUUCCGCGUGACCUUGUCCACGUCUCACUGGCACAGCAAGAAGGGCGGUGGGGAGGACGUGCCGACCGUGGCAGGGCAGGUCGAGAUCCAACUGCAGAGCAAGUGGUUGAAUAGUACCGCGGUUCUCAUCUUACGUCAGGACCUGCCCAGGCAGGAGCAUUUGAACCUGGCCAUGAGGCGCCUGAGCGCGCUCGGUCGCGCCGACGUCGGUGGCCUGCUCGGGUUCGACGCGCACCCCGAGUCCCUGGAGGAUGUCACGCCUGAGUGCCAGCGCCACAGGGAUGGGCUCGACAAGGACAUGGGCCCCCACUCCAAGCCCGCCUGGAAGAGCCGCUGGGAGAAGAUUAAGUCGCAGCGGUUCAAGCACGACGAUAACGAGGCGGUUGCUAGCCUCCUCGGUGGCAGGGAUAUGAUGUGCGUGUGCCCCAACGCUCACGCAGGCCUCGCUGAUGGCGUGAUCGACGACGGGGCCGUGGAGGGUGUCAUGGUGGAGUUCCAGACCGGCAGGCUCGCCGAGGCGACGUGGGAUUGA
Molecule: messenger RNA, 2250 nt
Organism: Prorocentrum cordatum
Lineage: Eukaryota; Dinophyceae; Prorocentrales; Prorocentraceae
Source: the annotation of a GenBank genome assembly